Molecule: messenger RNA, 382 nt
Organism: Zerene cesonia (dogface butterfly)
Lineage: Eukaryota; Metazoa; Arthropoda; Insecta; Lepidoptera; Pieridae
Product: larval/pupal cuticle protein H1C-like
Exons: 3
Coding region: 36-362 (108 amino acids)
Source: RefSeq, a predicted model, not a curated record
AACAACAUUCUGCAAGCGCUACAGAUACACUCAACAUGUAUUCCAAAUUGGUAGCUCUCUGCGCAUUCGUCGCCGUGGCCUCGGCUGGCCUCGUACCUGCUCCAGUACACUAUUCUUCAGCGGCAGCUGUCUCCUCUCAGAACAUCGUCCGCCACGACCAGCACCAGGCUAACCUAGCCUACGCCGCUCCCGUCGCCAAGCUCGCCGUCGCUGCUCCCGCUGUGUACCACGCCGCCCCCGCCGUGCACAACACCGCGCCCACCGCCGCCCCCGUCAUCUACAAGCAAGCCGCCGCUCCUCUCCUAGUCAAAACUCCUGCUCUCUCCCAUUCCGCGCACCUUUACAAUGCAAAACGUGUAUGAAUUGACUAAGGACAUGGCUA